UAGCAGCUUGGAUUUUCACAGUUUAUGCAAGUCUUCAAACAGCAGCAAUUGGAAUCGUCCAAACAAAUAUAAUCAAAUUAAAAUUUGUGAAAGGAAGGAGCGCCACUAGGAGAACAUUAAUUUCGGACUGCUGUAGCUACCAACAGUGUGCUUUAAAUGACUCUAGUUCAAAACCAGCAAAAGGAAAGUUUGUCUCCAAAAGCACAAUAAAUAAAGCAAUUGGCGGUGUACAGGCGACAACAAGGAGUGCCCAAAGUCAGUCCGGUGCCAACAAAUUAGGAACUGCGAUCAAUGACGGUGGACUAGUGACAGAUCCUGUUGCUGGCGGCCAGCCCAACCCUUCUGAUCCAAAUGCUGCUUCAACAAUAAGUUCAGUUGGAGGAGAAAUAAGUUCUCCAGCAGCUGAUUUUUCUGGCACGAUUUCCGGAACUGGAGCAAAUGUAAUUUUGCCAUCAACAUCUGCUCCAGGAGAGACCCCACUAGCCCAAGAACCUGGAGCCACGACUAUUCAACCCGCAGACUUAAAUCCACAACCAGGAGCCACCGUAAUGAAAAGCCCCACCGCUGGCUUGACUUCGCAAGCAGCAGGGGUCACAACUUUGAAAUCUGGAACAUCGGCCACCACAAAAUUGGGCCAACCUGCGGCUGGGCCGACACAGAUUAGUGGAGUGGCACCUACUGUUGCUGGAGGUUCAACUUUGACCAGUUUAAUUUCAACAACUGCAAAAAGCGGGGUUUUGGCAUCGGCAAGCACCACUUCCAUUAACGGAGUUUCUGUGACUUUGGCACCAUCUGGGGGUGGCACAACAGUUUUUGGAGCCGCAGGGGUAACAACUUCAGGAACCACCCAAUCCACCGGAUUGACUCAGAAAGCAGCAGGAACGACGGCGGGAAGCAUUUCUAAUCCCACAAGUAAUGUGGGCAUUUCUAGUGCAGCUUUAACUACACAAACCACCACUUCUGUGAAAACAAGUACGGCGGCUUCAACAAGCACGAGUUCAACAGUUACAACAACUUCGACAACAACAACAACCACCACAAGGCCUCCUUGCCUUCCUUACGAAUGCAAAACCAAUCCUGCCAAUUUAAAUGCAAAUGGAAUAGUUGAUACUACAAAACUUCAAAACGCCGCUUUUCAACAAGCGUGUGACCGGUUAUACGUAUUCAGCAAAAAUUUGCAAAAUUGGACAAAUGCAGCCAGUUACUGCUGCUCACUUGGAAUGCAGCUCCUUAGCAUUGAAACGAAAGACGAGCUUCAGUGCAUUUCUGAUUUAAUGAACAGCGUUGAUAGCACUGGCUUAGCCGACGAGUAUUUUAUCUCCGGUUCGGAUUAUCAGAACGCAAGCAGUUUCGUUUGGUGCUCUGCAAAUUUCACACCGGUUGACCCAAAUGUUGUGACCUGGAGUACAGGAGAGCCGAGUGUGACCAGUUUUCUUGGUGCGGAGGAAGAUUGCGUGUCCGUCCAGUUAAGCUCAGGAGUUGCAAGGAAAAACGUUCUGCGCGACGUUGAUUGCUCCGUUAGUAAAAAAUUUAUUUGUGAGUUGCCCGUUCCACCAACAACAAAGCCACCGUGUUUGGCCUACACAUGUGAAAAGAAUACUACCAUUUUGGACGACGACGGAUUAAUUAAACAAAAUACGGCAGUUGAUGGAGCUUUAAGAGUCUCAACAUGCGGAAGGAUGUAUUAUUUUAGCAACGCGGCGGGAUCCUUUACAACAGCUGCGUCUGAAUGUUGCAAAUUGGGUAUGCAACUUGUAUCGUUUGAGACUCGUGAAGAAAUAACCUGUUUUAACAAAAUUUUGAACACAAGAGGAUACGGUGAAAAUCUCAACUUUAAUGCUUGGACUGGGGCCAGUGACCAAUAUCACGAGGGCCUUUUCACUUGGUGCACUCCCAAUAGAUUGUCGAACAUCGUGAACAACCAGUUCUUUCCGCCGGGCCAGCCUGAUAACGCAGGUGGUGGUGAAAAUUGUGUCCAUAUUUAUUAUGCCGCGGGAAAUAUUAUUCAAUUCAAUGACGCAACCUGCACAGCUAAUGUGAGAUUUGUGUGUGAGUCAGUGGCCCCAGACUGCCCAUUCCCGCAGUGUCCAGCGUACGCGUGCAUUAGAGACACAGCAAAAAAUGCUCUUUCCAAAGCGUGGAAAGCUACUGUUGACGGCCAGUUUCGAAGUGCAUGCGGGCAGCAGUACUUUUUCAGUAAUUACACUCUCACAUAUCAGGAAGCUUUAGCCGAAUGUUGCAAAUAUGGCUUAAAACUGCUUAGUAUUGAGUUCAACGACGAGUUGGAUUGCAUCAAGGAAAUGGUUAUAGCUGAAAUCAGGCAACAUAAUUUUUAUUGGAGCUCUGGCACGAAUCUGGGUUAUGGUUGUGAGCUCACUUAUGGCUGGUGUGGCUCCAAAACUUUGGCUCCGAAUAUCACGUGGGGUGUUCCUAUUGAGCCUAAUGUUCCUCUUUACGAAAGAUGCCUGUUGCUACAUACAGCUAACAAUUUCAGCGAUCAAGUUUGCUCCCAACAGAGAUUCUUCAUAUGUGAAGGAAACGUGCCAGACUGCACGGCAACAUGCCCAAGCUAUUGUGUGAAGGAUAGUUCUCUAUUCAACAGUAAAGACCAACUUGUUAACGUGGCUUCAUAUGGCACUUGGAAGACAGUUGGCGGCAAAACUUAUUUAUACGGUUCAAAUCUCUUGGAUUUUUAUGAAGCAUAUGAUUUGUGCUGCCGCAUUGGCAUGAGUUUGGUAUCAGUGGAAACGAACGAGGAGAUGCAAAUUUUGCUCCAAAUGAAAAAUGAAAUCUCACCAGAUAGUACUGAUGAAGCAUGGACAAGUGGGUCACACAUUGACUGUGAUUACAGAUUUAAGUGGUGCGGCUCGGGUGAAAAAUUGCUACGGAACGACUCUCGAUGGCAUGCAGGUCAGCCUAAUAAUGCUUACGGAAAUCAGAGUUGUGUGAGGGUGAUGAUGACUCCAACGCAAAUUUCCUUCAACGACCUUGCAUGCGAAGACAAACGGACCUUUUUCUGUGAAGCACCUGCUGUUCCUGUUUGCACACAAGUAGCAUGUUCAGAUAUGACUUGUGAAUUGGAUCCAAUGAAAUAUGUGCAAUCGUUGGCUUGGAGGGACAGCACUGUAGGAGAAUUUCGAAGUAUUUGUGGACGCCAAUAUAUACUAAAUAAAUUUGAGUUAACAUACGCUCAGGCCAGAGUCGAGUGUUGCAAAAUGGGAAUGGAACUGCUCUCGUUGGAAACGCUGGACGAGUACAAUUGCUUUCUCAAUGACCCUUUCAAUUUCGGCCCAACCGCAUACCAAUUGUGGACGUCAGCGGUUUCUGACGGCAUCGGUUGCGAAAAUGCAACCAGAGGUUGGUGCCCCUCCCUAACGCCGGUGCCUAGUGGCAUUCCGUGGGCACCAGGUCAGCCUAAUAACACUUUGACGGAAAAGUGCACCUACUUGGAAUUGGGGCGAAAUAUCCCCGUCACUCUUUAUGGCUACAACUGUGAAAGUUUACGGUGGUUUGCUUGUGAGGCGUCUAUACCGGAGUGCAAGCCAAUGUGCCCAAUUAAAACCUGCAGCAAAGAUUCUACUUCGUUUGAUAAAAGUGGAAAAUUAAUUUCCCCAAAUCAAUAUGGAACAUGGAGAGACACCUGCGGCCGUCGUUAUUUGUUUAGUUCUGCAAGGGCGGACUAUUACACAGCGUUCAAAACGUGUUGCAGCAUUGGAAUGCAACUUUUGAUUAUUCAGGAUGACGCUGAGUUGCAAUGCAUCACUACCCUGAAUGACGCUGACACGAAAUUUUCCGAUACGUACUACACUUCCGGCAGCUCGCAAGAUUGUCGCAACCGAUACGAAUUUUGUCCGGACACCGGGAUUUACAUUUACGCUAACGAUACGAGAUGGCAAGCAGGUGAUUGCAACCAAGGAGAAGUCUCGCUUUAUAUAAAUCUGCAGCCAGGAGCAAAAACUCAAUUUUCGGAUUAUUUUUUUAACUACACAACUCGGUUUAUUUGUGAGGGCCCAAUUAUUUAGAGCGGAUAUUGAAAACCAGCAAAAAUGUGUGAUUGAACAGGAAUUGAGAUCUGAUAAGAAAAAUUGAAAUAAAAUCUGAUUAAUAAAGUUAA
This is a messenger RNA of Neocloeon triangulifer, 4114 nucleotides long. RefSeq lists its product as uncharacterized. Gene Ontology annotation, molecular function: carbohydrate binding. Lineage: Eukaryota; Metazoa; Arthropoda; Insecta; Ephemeroptera; Baetidae. Gene Ontology annotation, cellular component: external side of plasma membrane. The transcript has 35 exons. The coding region runs from base 549 to 4022 and encodes 1157 amino acids. Gene Ontology annotation, biological process: biological process involved in interspecies interaction between organisms. The record is from RefSeq and is a predicted model, not a curated record.